AUGUCCGACCAAAGCGAGUACCCCUCUGAGUCCAUUGGAUCCGACAACGGACUGCGGCCACUUUCGAAUGUGGACGAUUUGUCCCUAGGAAACCCUAGCAACAACGACCUGUCUCGCAUUAUGAACCGUGCCGGUAUCGCAUUGGCCAAUGGCUUCCCCCUCGACGAUGAUGAGGACGAAGAGGAUGUGGACGAGGAUUACGUCUCCGUCGACCAGGACGACGCAAAUGAUUUCCCAUACUGGUUCCGCCGCCCGCCUACCCACCACCGCACCAAGCUGGAUGAACUGCACCCAUUCGUUCAGUUGCUGUCUGUCUCAAAUGUUGAAGACUGUAUCACAGUUGAAAAUGCUUUCCCGGAACAAGAGCGUUGCUCGCGUGACAAGUUCAUUUAUCGUCUCACCAGAUGCCCUGAGCUUAGCCUGGGUCUCUUCACUCUCCCUCUUCUCGGAGAAGGCGAGCCCAAGCCCCGCCCAACACUUGUUGGGCAUAUCAUCGCCACUCGCACUUCGGAGCCGCUUGUGACAGAUAGUUCUAUGCGCCUUCCCGCCAACUGGCAAAACGAGCGUUGGUCCUUUGAGAAUGACCAGGCUGUUGGCCACGAAGAAGGUGGUAGCACCAUUGCCAUCCACUCUUUGGCUGUUGAGCCAGAGCACCAGGGCAAGCAAGUCGGAAGCACCCUGAUGAAGUCUUAUAUUCAUCGCAUCCGGGAGGCCCAGAUUGCCGAUCGUAUCGCGAUUAUCGCACACGAUCACCUGGUUCCCUUCUAUGAGUCGUUUGGCUUUGAGUCCCGCGGUCCCAGCAAGUGCCAGUUCGGUGGCGGUGGCUGGGUUGAUUUGAUCCUGGAGUUUGGCCCCGAGCCGCAGGAGUAG
Messenger RNA from Penicillium antarcticum, 870 nucleotides. RefSeq names its product polyamine acetyltransferase. Gene Ontology annotation, cellular component: cytoplasm. The record is from RefSeq and is a predicted model, not a curated record. The transcript is spliced from 3 exons. Bases 1 to 870 code for a protein of 289 amino acids. Gene Ontology annotation, molecular function: aralkylamine N-acetyltransferase activity. NCBI's taxonomy places the organism in Eukaryota, Fungi, Ascomycota, Eurotiomycetes, Eurotiales, Aspergillaceae.